CUUACGUUUUUUUUUUAGAACUAUUGUGUGUUUGGAAGGCAUGGACGAAGUAUCAGCAUUUGCAACCUAUAGAAAGAGCGGCCUUAGCAAGUCAUUCAAAAAUCAAACCAACAAUAAAAAAAUCAAAAAUAUUUCCUCGAAAUCUACCCUUCAAUAUGGAAAAAAUACUCAGUCCAUUGUCCAAAAACUAGAAAAAGUUAAAAAAGUCAGCAAAAAAAGAAAAUCCAAAGACAGCCAUGCGGUUGCUAAACGAAAACAAAGAUCAAUGGAACUUUCAAGUAGUGUUGCACAUGAAGAACAAAAAAUAGCACAACAGAAUAAACAGAAAAAGUUUAUUAUCGAUGAGGGGCCCACGUGCAAAAAUAACGGAAUCGAAGUUAAUACACAACUUCAUAAUGAUAGUAUCAAGGACGGUACAAAGCUGUUCAAAUGGUUAAUAUCGCCUAUUGGAGUGGAAAUAUUCUUUGAAAAGUUCUGGGAAAAAGCCCCUUGCCUUAUUGAGCGGGACAAUCCCAGUUACUUUAGUAAGUUGAUUUCCUUUGAAAUUAUUGACAAGAUGUUGAUCAAUAAUCACAUCGAAUUCACCAAGAACAUCGACAUUACCUCAUACAAAAAUGGUGUUCGUAAUACUUUAAAUCCAGAAGGACGCGCAAUACCACCAGUAGUCUGGGAUUACUAUGCGAAUGGAUGUAGCAUACGUCUGCUAAAUCCUCAAACUUAUCUCUCUCCCAUAUUUGCAAUGAAUACAUCUCUGCAAGAAUUAUUCCAUUGUAUGGUUGGCUCCAACGCGUAUCUAACUCCUCCCAAUUCACAGGGGUUCGCUCCACAUUACGAUGAUAUCGAAGCUUUUGUUCUUCAAAUUGAAGGGCGAAAACGAUGGAAAUUAUAUAAUCCCCGGAAAGAAAGUGAGCAGUUGCCACGAUUUUCAUCUGAAAACUUUGAACAAAAUAAAAUAGGAAAACCAAUCAUGGAGAAGGUGCUUAUGCCUGGAGAUAUCCUUUAUUUUCCACGUGGAACAAUACAUCAGGCGUUCACUGAGCCUGGAUUCCAUUCGUUACACAUAACAUUGAGCGUAUAUCAAAAACAAUCAUACGCUGAUCUGUUUGAAAAAAUGUUUCCGAUGAUCCUUCAACGUGCUAUAGCGGAAAAUGUCGAAUUCCGGCGAGGUCUACCGUUAAACGUGUGGCAUAAUGCUGGAAUUGUUUACUCUGAUAUUUCGACACGAGAACGAAAAGAUUUUCUCCGAAGGUGUCGCGAUCUUAUUUCGAAAUCCUUAGAAGAAAUUCCAAUUGACCAAUCUGUUGACCAAUUAGCAAAGAAGUUCCAACAUGAAGCGCUUCCUCCAAACAUCACUGACCAAGAAAUGAACAGAACAGUGUUUGGGAGCAAGAACACGGUGAACUCUAAAGGAAUGUUGGUUUGUGACUAUUCAAUCAACUCAAUGACUAAAGUUCGCUUGUUAAGGGCCAAUAUAAUGCGUCUGCUAGAAGAGGAGGAAACUAUUCGUAUUUACUACUACGUGGAUAAUUCCAAAGAGUACUGUGAAUAUGAUCCUAACUAUAUUGAGAUAGAAAGUGACUGUGCAAGCAGCGUUGAGGUUUUAAUUAAAUCCUAUCCAGAAUAUGUUGCUGUUAAUGAAUUACCAUUAAAUGAUGACGAAGAUAAGAAAAUAGGCAUUGUGACAGCACUGUGGGAGAGAGGGCUCUUAAUGUUUGAAAAACCUUUUAAUUGUUAAAAUACUUAACUAUUUUAAGUUUAAAAUUACAUACUAAAUGUUAGGUAAUAAACUUUAAACUGACGCAAAAAAACUGGGAAGCAA
Messenger RNA from Episyrphus balteatus (marmalade hoverfly), 1819 nucleotides. It is a transcript of the gene NO66, whose product is annotated as bifunctional lysine-specific demethylase and histidyl-hydroxylase NO66. The record is from RefSeq and is a predicted model, not a curated record. Bases 41 to 1735 code for a protein of 564 amino acids. The transcript has 2 exons. Lineage: Eukaryota; Metazoa; Arthropoda; Insecta; Diptera; Syrphidae. Gene Ontology annotation, cellular component: nucleolus. Gene Ontology annotation, molecular function: histone H3K36 demethylase activity; histone H3K4 demethylase activity.